Molecule: messenger RNA, 2461 nt
Organism: Asterias rubens (European starfish)
Lineage: Eukaryota; Metazoa; Echinodermata; Asteroidea; Forcipulatida; Asteriidae
Product: glycogenin-1-like
Exons: 8
Coding region: 58-1065 (335 amino acids)
Cellular component (GO): cytoplasm
Molecular function (GO): glycosyltransferase activity
Source: RefSeq, a predicted model, not a curated record
CUACCCACAACAUAACAUGUGGGAAAUAAAUUUCAACAAUUCGUGGCAUGCUACAAAAUGGCGUCUUCUAUGAAUAAAGUUGAGGAUGAAGCCUUUGUUACCCUGGUAACCAACGAUGUUUACAGCUAUGGAGCGUUGGUGUUGGGUCAGUCGUUGCGGGAUGCGGGUACAACAAGACAGCUCGCUAUCAUGGUUACGCCACAAGUUACUCAGGCAAUGAGGAGACAGUUGACCUUCAUCUAUGAUGUCAUCCAGCAGGUGGAUCCACUGGAUAGUCAAGACGCAGCACACCUUGCCCUCCUGACUAGGCCUGAGCUAGGCAUUACCUUCACCAAACUACACUGCUGGCGACUCACACAGUUCAAGAAAUGUGUCUUCCUUGAUGCCGACUGUCUAGUUUUACAAAAUGUAGACGAUCUGUUCGAGAGGGAGGAACUGUCAGCGGCACCAGAUGUCGGCUGGCCAGAUUGCUUUAACUCUGGUGUCUUUGUCUUCCGUCCAUCUGAAGAAACGUACCAAGGACUUCUACAGUGUGCUGUGGGACAGGGCAGCUUUGAUGGUGGAGACCAGGGCUUGCUAAACACAUUCUUCAAUACUUGGGCAACAGCAGAUAUCAAACGUCACCUACCCUUCGUCUAUAAUAUGACAUCGGCAGUUAGCUACUCUUACAGACCAGCACUAGAAAAAUUUGGAAGAGAUAUCAAAAUAGUACACUUUAUUGGCACUUCGAAGCCCUGGCGGUAUAGUUACUACCCCGAGACUGGCACAUUAACGGCACCAGACGGCGGUAACUAUCACGCUGAGAGGUACAUCAAGGCAUGGUGGGAGACUUUCUACAAGAGGGUCAGGCCAAGAAUUGAGGAGGAACAGGGCAUCGAUUUGUCAGGAAAGUUCGGGAAGCUCCACCUUGAGGUGAGCCCUUCAGGUUCCCCCGGAGAAAGCUCCCCGACCGAGGACCCUCAACUCCAACAAUGGGAGAAGGGUCAAAUGGACUACCUUGGGAAAGACAGCUACCAAAAUAUUGAGAAGCACAUUGACACCGUUCUAAACGAUAAGAGUAAGUGAGUCAUCAUCCGAGUGGAGCGUUCAAAACCCAGCCGGCACCCGAGCCCAGCACCCACCUCCUUGGAGAAGCCCACCCACCUAUCUUAACCCAGGUCUGUACCCACUGAGAAGGUAACACCCAGAGCGAAUUCCUCCUUGAUGCAGCCUUGACUGCAGGAUCAUCCCAUAACACAAGACGCAGUCAAGAAAAACCGGUAAGAGAAAAAUCCACAGUUUCCCACAGCACUUGGUACUUAAAAUAUAAAUUACGACUUAACAGUGACAUGUAGAGUGGAUAUAGACAUUCCCUUCCAAUGACCAAUGACCCGGCUUCUCGCCUUGCAUAUUUAGAGGUGUUUCACGGUGAUGGUUUACUGUAAAAAAAUUCCUUUCAUCUCAAUUUGACCUUUGCCCCCCCCCUGGCUGCAUUAACUAAGGUCAAUAGUACAGUAUAAAGGCAGUGUACUUUUGGUAAUAAAAAUUUGUCAAAGACCUCACUUGGUGUAUCCCAAUAUGCAUCAAAUAAAUAACCUGUUAAAAUUUGGGCUCAAUUGGUCUUCAAAGUUGCAAUAAAACAAUGUAAGACAAAAACAGGUAUUGGGUAGAACUGUAUUUCACAUGCGCGUGAAAGCCUUUCUCAAAUUCAAAUUUGGGUAGCUAAAACUCUUUUUCUUUACUACAUACAUGUACUUUCAAAGGGGUUCAAUUCUAAAAAUAUUUUAUAAUAUUAACUGCUCUCAAGUGCUCUUCACCAGGUACAUCUAAGUGUGUUUAUCACCAUGAACUUUAGGAGUAAUUAUCGGAAGUACACCUUGCCUUUAAAACCUCGACAAACAGCCUCUUUAAAUCGUUUUUGCGUGGUUUUGAAAUCUAUUAAAUUUUCAAAAGGUUGGCGGGGGUCUUGCGACCUAUUUUGCUUAUUUUUUUUACUCCAUCGUUUUGAUUGCUUGAACCCAAAGAUUCUUUAAGUUUACUCUUAGUUAGAGAGAAGACAUGGUUUAUGCUUGUUGCUGUUGUAAACUGGUUAUUACACAAAUCUGCUUACUGUGAAACAGUUAAUCUGCUUACUGGUUAAUAGCUCUGUGAAAUUUGGUUAAGCUACUUGUUAAAAAAAAACGUGUAUUUGGGGUAAGGGUUAAAAACCCUGAUGACAAUUUCAUUUCCUUUUCACAAAAAAGUGCCAAUUUUGUUUUCCAGCCUCAGAUAUUAGGCUGGCACUUUUGAGACAAAUGCAACUAUUAUUAGAAGAAACCAUUAAAUCCUAACUUGUAAUUAAACAAAUCAAUAUAAUUAUGUAUUAUAGAAAUCUGUAUUAAUGUAUUGGCUGCAGAAAUAUUAACAUUAAAAUACAAAUUCUUGCUUAGCUCUCAUGAAUAUAUGAGUUUGCAAAAAAUGUGCGAGUAACUCAUGAAUGUAU